This is a messenger RNA of Octodon degus (degu), 2489 nucleotides long. It is a transcript of the gene Neu3, whose product is annotated as neuraminidase 3. The transcript has 3 exons. Bases 504 to 1538 code for a protein of 344 amino acids. Gene Ontology annotation, molecular function: exo-alpha-sialidase activity. Gene Ontology annotation, biological process: ganglioside catabolic process; oligosaccharide catabolic process. Lineage: Eukaryota; Metazoa; Chordata; Mammalia; Rodentia; Octodontidae. The record is from RefSeq and is a predicted model, not a curated record. Gene Ontology annotation, cellular component: membrane; cytoplasm; lysosome.
CUCUGUAUUGCUUUAUGCACUUUUCCCAUCAGCCUUAUGGGGAGCAAAGGAAAAGACAACCAGAACAGAGGCUCUUGCUACAUAUUGUGUGCCAGCACACAGGGCAUCUUCCCAGCCAUUGAGUAGCCUAGAUACUGAAAUUUCACCACUGAACCUUUCUAUCCGUAACCGAAACCUUGUGCUGUUAUAGUGCAGAUGUUCCUCUGCUGAGUAGGAGUUUGCAGCACUCCCUGUUCUUGCUUCUGAUGGCACUGGCUCAUACUUCCCUAUAGGAAUUUUUUUUUUUUCCGGAAUUUUCAGUUUCUGCUCUUUCACCUCAAUCUCACUGAGUCUUUGUGGCUUCCCAAGACCAGACUUCUACUAGCAAAUGACUUCCAUACAGGUGCAACCUUGCAGCCCAGCAGAGCUUGGAGCUGUUUCAUUAUCUUGGACAAGUGUUACCUCUGGUCAUGUUGCCCUACUUUCUAUCACAGAGGGGAUAGAAAGCUUGGCUGUGGGAGCCCAUGAAACCACUGAUGGAAGCCAUGUUACCUGGGCAUCGCACCAUGAACCCCUGUCCUGUGUGGGAGCAAAAGAAUGGCUGUGUGUACCUGUUCUUCAUCUGUGUCCAGAGCCAUGUCACUGAGCGUCAUCAGAUUAUGACAGGCAGGAAUGCCGCCCGCCUCUGCCUCAUCUACAGCCAGGAUGCUGGAUGUUCAUGGAGUGAAGUGAGGGACUUGACUGAGGAGGUCAUUGGUCCAGAGAUAGAGCAUUGGGCCACGUUUGCCGUGGGCCCUGGUCAUGGCAUCCAGCUGCAGUCAGGGAGGCUGGUCAUCCCUGCAUAUGCCUACUACUUCUCUCAUCGGCUCUGUUGCUUCCCGUUAGCAUGCAGAGUCAAACCUCAUUCCCUGAUGAUCUACAGUGAUGACUUAGGGGUCACAUGGCACCAUGGCAGGUUGAUCCAGCCCCUGGUGACAACAGAAUGCCAGGUCGCAGAGGUGACCAAGGCAUCUGGUCACUCUGUGCUCUACUGUAAUGCCCGGACACCAAACAGGCGCCGGGUGGAGGCCCUUAGCAGUGAUUGUGGUGAAUACUUUGAGGCACAGGCCCUGAGCCAACAGCUUUGUGAACAACCCCCACAUGGCUGCCAAGGCAGUGUAGUGAGUUUCCAGCCCCUGGUGAUCCCAAAUAGAUGUCAGAACUUUAGUGACAAAAAUACUCCCUCCACUCAGCAGAGCCCUCUGCUGGGCAGUGCAUUGGAACUGAAGGAAGGAGUUGGAACAGCGUCAGAAACAUGGCUCUUGUACUCACACCCAACCAAUAAGAAACAUAGAGUUGACCUGGGCAUCUAUCUCAACCAGAGUCCCACAGAGACUGCCUGUUGGUCUCAUCCCUGGGUCUUGCACCAUGGGCCUUCUGGCUACUCUGAUCUGGCUGCUCUAGGGGAAGAGGGCUUGUUUGGGUGUUUGUUUGAGUGUGGGACUGAGGAUGAGCUUGAGCAAAUUUCCUUCCGCCUAUUUACAGAAAAAGAGAUCCUGGGCUAUGUGAAGAAGGACUGACCAGGCUGUAUAUAAACCUGUGCCAAUUCAAGACUAAUUGUCUGAGGGACCCAAUUUUCCACAGAAGGGAUAGCAGAGGUUACUGAUGUCUACAGAAAAUGCAAAAACUUAAUAUUUUGUUUCAUAACAUUUUUCUCUUCUCCAAAGAACAAAAUGAAAAGUUUCCCAUAGCUAUUGCAUCAUACAGGUCACUACGCUUGGAGUUGGGAAACCAUGAUGUCAUGCUGGCUUUGCCAUUGGCCUGCUUUUGGACCUUGGACAUGUCCCAGGAACUUUCUAGGUCUCAGGUCUCCAUCUGUAAAAUGAGGACAAUGGUUCUGUGAUUUCUUGUCUUCCAUUACUAGAAUAAGCACAGUGUUGGCAUGCUCCCUGCUCAGGAAGUCCGGCUGCAUAAAGGUACUCUGUCACGUGGAAAUCAGAGGAUUUCUCUUUUCAGAUGACUCCUCACCUCGAUAUGAAGUUACACACCAGCAUCAAGGCAAGAUCAGGAAAGUUUACUCAUUUUUAAUAACAAAACCAUCCUUCUCAUUCUGCUCUGAGCUCUGCAAGUGCUCUAAAAAUUGAACAAGACAGUAGAGUCAUGAAGUCACUUGCCUUCUCCAGCAUUGCAGCUCUGCUCAACCUUUCCUCUUCAUCCAGAAAAGGUUAUCUAGGGAGAAAACUGAGAAGCUCAGUGUGAGUGUCCCUUGACAGUGGUGAUUAUUGUUUCUGGUGCCAGUACCUUUGUGAAAGAUGAGCCUGAAAUUCAUUUAACCAUUAAGGAUAGUCUCUGUUGGGAAAAGAGACACAGGUUAGGACUUUAGAGCACUGGAAAAACUGGGCAUGGUAGUGCUUGCCUAAAAUCUAGCAACUUAGGCAGCUGAGGAAGGAGGAUCUCUGGGGUCUAAGAAUUCAAGACCAGCCUGAGAAACACAAGUCAGAUCCUAUCUCUAAGACAGGUCUACAAAAAAA